Messenger RNA from Puccinia triticina, 207 nucleotides. RefSeq lists its product as uncharacterized. Lineage: Eukaryota; Fungi; Basidiomycota; Pucciniomycetes; Pucciniales; Pucciniaceae. The coding region runs from base 1 to 207 and encodes 68 amino acids. Gene Ontology annotation, biological process: proton motive force-driven ATP synthesis. The record is from RefSeq and is a predicted model, not a curated record. The transcript has 3 exons. Gene Ontology annotation, molecular function: proton-transporting ATP synthase activity, rotational mechanism.
AUGAGUUCCUGGCGCGCACACUUCGGCUUUAACAAGUACCUCAGCAUCACUUCUCGGGCUACUCAAAAAGCUCUCAAGGAAGAACACAAGUUGAAACUUGCAGGGAGGUCUGACACGAACUUGCGAUACCAAAACUGGGAAGCGGGCAAAGCCGGAGAACAGACCUGGGUCAAAGCGCAAGAAGAGCACGAUGCGAAGACGCACUGA